Cuscuta campestris is the source of this 3698-nucleotide messenger RNA. NCBI's taxonomy places the organism in Eukaryota, Viridiplantae, Streptophyta, Magnoliopsida, Solanales, Convolvulaceae. The record is from the annotation of a GenBank genome assembly.
GUAGCCCAUCCUUAUCAGACCCUUACCCGUUUCAUUUUCUUCUUUCUUCAUCGAGAGAGAGUCUGAGAUCCGAGAUGCGAGAGAGCCUUUGAUUAUAGAUGCAAGAGAAGAUAUGUGAUCUAAGAUGCGAGAGAGAGAGAGUCUAUGAUAUGAGAUGCGAGAGAGUGUGACAAAGCUUGCCCUCUUUAUUGAGCACAACCUCAAGCUAAGCCCGAGGAAACGACGGAUCUAGAAGAUGUAAUGUCGCAAGAAGAACAGAGUCGCUGGGUUGAAUUUUUUUAGCUACGAAGUCGAAACUGAAUAGAGUACCAUGGAUUCAAGGGUAAAUCUCUCAAUCUAGGUCAAAUAAUCCAUUUUACAACCUUUUCUUGUUGAAUUUAUGAAUUGGAUCGUGUAAUUUCUGACAAUUUGUUUGAAUUGAUUUAUAUGCUCCUGUAACAAUUGAAUUUAUAGUUUGAUUUUUAUAUAUUUGUUUAAUUGAUUUAUAUGUUCCUGUAACAAUUGAAUUUAUGAAUUGGGCUGUUAAGGAUUUUAAAUGUUGCUGUUUCGAAUCUAAUAUGUGUUGUGUGUGUUUGUUGUGUUGUUAUUGAAUUGAAGCACUUUUAUUUCUUUAUUUGAGGUCAAUGAAAAUAUGAGAUCAGAUUUUAUUGUGUGGCAUGCUUGUUUAGAUUCUCUUUAGUGUGUUUUGUGCUAUAGGUUUUUCUUUGACUAGUUUACUUUAUUAUUUAUGUUUGUGCUAGGAUAUUUUAUACGAAUUAAUUUCUAUUAUUCUACAUUCUUCUCUUUGAUGUAAAUGCCUUUUUAGAUUCCAUGUAUUAUUUGGUGUUGUAGUGCUUGUUGCUGUAAUAAAAUUUGGUUGCUCCACCUUAGAGGAAAUUAUGGAAAUAUUGUGUGUGGUUUGGAGGGUGUAUUUUGGCCUAUCUUAGUACAUUCAAGCAGGUGUGGAUAACAACGGUGGAGUAUGAUGAAUCUGCCUUCAAUCGUUCACAAAAUUCUUCUAAACAACACGGUUUGCUCUUUUCCCUGUCUCUUUACAUGCCAAGAGUAUUUGAUCAUAAUUUUCUUCAUAUAUACAUGUAUGAGAGUUGAAUGUUAUUCCUUUUAAAUAAAAGUUUUGAUAUGUUGUGUGGAAAACAAAAAAAAUCAUGAAGGGAGGUUUACGGAUACAGAGGACAUGGUAAGAUAGUAUCUUGCUCUUGAUUUAGGCAAGUUUUGCUACACUGCUCAACUCUACAACCACGAGGUAGUACAUCAUUUUUGAGUGUGAUUGCUAUGGGUCACUAAAAUUGAAUAUGGUUGAGCGUCUUAUUUAAUUGAUUGCUAGAGUAAAUUGCCAAUACCUUUCAUGCGAACAAGGGGAAAUUCUCAUCUAUUGUCAUGUUUUCCAGGUUUGACGUAUACAUGAAUAUUAUCUGGAUCCACUAUUGUAACUAUGGACCAAAAAUGAGGGGUAUUAUUCGGCAUCUAGAUAUGGUAAAAAAAUAUGUAUAACUUUUAUCCAUGUUUCAGAUAGCAUUUCUACUUAUUUACAAAUCAGAAUUGAACAUUUUAAAAGUGUUGUCCAUGGAGAAUAAUUAUUUCAAUCCCUCCCUUACUCUACACUUUUUUCAUUUUGACGAGGACAUAAGGAUACAUGAUACAUGAAGAGAUGGGAGAAGUUGGAACAAGUGUUGAUCUGGGAGAAGCUGCUGCAUGGAUUGCCCUCAAGUGCUUAUCUGUUAUCUUUUUAGCCUAGUUGACCUGUGUAUAUUCAGAAUUAUCUUUUUCUAAGACAUAAUUCUUAUAAACUUUUGUAGUUUUUUUCUUGAGGGGCUUUGGUUUGGUCCUCCCUUCUUGUACCUUAAUUUCUUCUUUUAGUUAAUAAUAUUUUUCCAAAUAUAGAAUUGAUAAUAUCAGUGUCAUUUUAUUGAUUUAUGAACUGUUUUUUAUAGCUCUUUGGACACACAAAGAAUGUCCUUAAAUCAUGUUAAAAUACCAAUGGACAUAUUAAUGAUUUUGGACCGAAAGAAUAUUUGUAGUACUCCAAUUCCUCCAAACGGCUCCUUAAUAUCCAGCACAAUAUAGAAAAUCGAGGGAGAGAACUCAGAGAAGGCCCAAAUGGCUUCUCCUUCUUCAGACCAGUCUAAUUGAAGAUAUUUUUUUUUCAGACAAGAAAAUAGAUCGGCAAGAAGUCCAUCGCCGUCCACAUCAAGAAACAACUUCCGAGCUCUAAGAACAAGAACGCCACCGGAAUUGCUCCUCCAUCUCCAGAAUGUUUCUCCCCUGUUCCACCGCCAUUAUCAUGUUCACUAUCUUGUCUCCGCUGGCCAGUGCCGCCUUCAACCUCACCCUUCCUCACCAACACCCCUUCCCUGAAGAUGUAGUUCAAGAUGUUCAAAGAAAAGUGAACGAAUCAGUGCACAGAAGAAGAGUGCUGCUGUCGACGGGGGAAAAGGACCAAUGCCUCACCGGAAACCCAAUCGACGACUGCUGGCGGUGCGACGAGAACUGGGCCGACAACCGGCAGCGGCUGGCGGACUGCGGGAUAGGGUUCGGGCAAGGGGCGAUGGGCGGGAAAGGGGGCAAGAUCUACGUGGUCACGGACUCGUCGGACGAAGACACGGUGGAGCCUCGGGCGGGGACGCUCCGGCACGCGGUGAUCCAGGCGGAGCCGCUGUGGAUCGUGUUCGGGGGGGACAUGACCAUCAGGCUGAAGCACGAGCUGAUCUUCAACAGCUACAAGACGGUGGACGGGCGGGGCGCGGAGGUGAGAAUCACCGGCGGCGGGUGCAUCACGCUGCAGUACGUGAGCAACGUGAUCAUCCACGGGGUGCACGUGUACGGGUGCGUGCCGACGGGGAACACGGAGAUACGCCCGACGCACGUCGGGUGGAGGAGCAGAUCGGACGGCGACGGGAUAUCGAUAUUCGGGUCGAGGAACAUCUGGAUCGACCACUGCGCGCUGUCGCACUGUACAGACGGGCUGGUGGACGCCAUCAUGGGGUCCACCGCCAUCACCAUCUCCAACAACUACUUCUCCCACCACGAUGAGGUCAUGCUCUUGGGCCACGACGACCGCUACUCCCCCGACUCCGGUAUGCAGGUGACGAUUGCGUUCAAUUACUUCGGGGAAGGGCUAGUGCAAAGGAUGCCGAGGUGCAGGAGAGGGUACAUCCACGUGGUCAACAACGACUUCACGGAGUGGCAGAUGUACGCCAUCGGCGGCAGCGGCGGCCCCACCAUCAACAGCCAGGCCAACCGCUACACCGCCCCGGCCGACCCCAGCGCCAAGGAGGUCACGAAGCGCGUGGACACGGACGAGGGGGACUGGAGCGACUGGAACUGGCGGACCGACGGGGACGUGCUCGUCAACGGGGCCUUCUUCGUCCCCUCCGGCGACGGCCAGCGCCUCCCCGCCCAGUACGCUAAGGCGUCCAGCUUGGAGCCUAAAUCCGCCGAGCUCAUUGACCGCCUCACCAUGAACGCCGGUUGCUUCGGAGGAUCCAGGUACGCCCGCCAUAUGUAUUGAUUUACACUUUCCUUUGGAUUUUCCCCAAAAAAAAAUACACUUAUUUUGUUCUUUAAGACUACGUUUGGUACACGGAAUUCAAAUUAUGGAAUUUGAAUUGAACACUUCAAUUCCAAUUCUGGUGUUUGAUAGCACAAAAAUUAUGUGGAUUUGGAAUUGAUAGUGCAAAAAAUGAAUUGGAAUUGACAGA